This is a messenger RNA of Plasmopara halstedii, 1941 nucleotides long. RefSeq names its product importin alpha isoform 1. Gene Ontology annotation, cellular component: nucleus. Bases 1 to 1941 code for a protein of 646 amino acids. The record is from RefSeq and is a predicted model, not a curated record. The transcript has 3 exons. Gene Ontology annotation, biological process: NLS-bearing protein import into nucleus. Lineage: Eukaryota; Oomycota; Peronosporomycetes; Peronosporales; Peronosporaceae. Gene Ontology annotation, molecular function: nuclear import signal receptor activity; protein binding.
AUGUCGAAGACGCGCAAGUCGGUCAAAGUGGUUGGCAAUGUUGGUGCGCUCACAGGCCGUCGCAACCGUCAAGAGACGAUGUUAUCCGUACGAAAAGCCAAAAAAGAGGAUGCAUACGCCACUCGUCGUAAUCUUAAAGCGAAUCAUCCACCAGCGGCUGCUCAGACGGCGAGUCGGAAGGAAUUAUUGCUAAAUCUUGCUUCGCGGUCAUACGCACUCUUACUUGGUAUUCAACGACCUGAAGCGCAAACGAGGCAAAAAUCGAUGCGCGCUUUUGUCUAUUUGCUUACAAGUGGUGUACCACCAUUAUUUGAUGAAACUGAUUCGCAACAUCAAGGGUUGUGGCAAACAAUACUUGCAGCAUUACCAUCGUUUGUGGCUAUUCUUAAUGAGGAAUUACCUGAUGCCACAGCAGUUCAAUUGCAUUCUGAUGCUGCUUUUGCCUUGCGAUUUAUAUCAUCAAUGGAUAAAGCUGAUGCUGUAAUUGCUUCAGGUGCUGUACCAAAAUUAGUUCAAUUGUUUCGUUCUGGUAUUUCGGAAUUGCAGAUUCAAGCUGCUUGGUGUCUUGGAAAUAUUGCAUCUGCUUCACCAGAGACUUGUCAUGUUAUUAUGAGUGUUUGUCCACCCCAUUUGGUAUUACCACAUAUUCGUAUGGCAACACCUUCUUUGCGACGUGCUGCUGUGUGGCUUUUACGUAGUUUAGUUGAAUUUCCAGAAGUAAUGGAAAAAAGUGGCGUUGUCGAUCUUGCCACAAAACAAGAAAUGAUGCAAGUACUGGUGAGUCUUGUGAUGCAAUUAUCAAUUGAAAAAGAACGAAUGUUUGUCUCUGCAAAUGGUCAAGAUGAAAAUAAUAAACUUAAGCAAACAGUUGCAAUUGCUCCAUGGCGUAUUUUUGAGAUUAGUACAGGAAAACCUGAACCAAAUGAUAUUGCUGUUGUACGAUUUGUUCGUGAAGUGAAUGAAUCAACUGUUGAAGUGAUGGAUGUCGAUGUGAAUUUUGAAACAGGAGAAAAUCUUGUGUUUCAAGCGAAGAAAACUGACUUGCGACCAUUGCAAGUGAUGGAUGAUGCGAUUGGAGAAGAUGACGAUUUGGAGGAUGAAGAAAGUGAUUUAUUGGAUGAACAAGUUUUAACUUUAUGCGAUAGCUGUUGGGCAUUGGUAGAAAUGACACUGCACAGUAGUGAUAUGGUUAGUGGGAUUGUUAAUGCUGGAAUGUGUCCACGACUCGUUGAGCUGUUGUAUAUUUCUCAAAGUAGUAUUAUUCUUGCACCCGUGUUACGAUUAUUGGGCAACAUUGUCUCGGCCGAAAUUUUGUACGCACAAGCUGUUAUUGAUGCUAAAUUAUUGGAAGUGAUUCCAAAUGUCUUGACGACCACAAGUCGCGCAGUGCGUGAAGAAGCAUGUUGGAUGUUGUCAAAUAUUGCUGGAGGACAUGAAGACCAAGUGAUUGCAAUGAUGAAUGCUCCAGGAGUGAUUGCUGGCUUGGUGGAGCAAAUGUCAUGGGCAGAAUAUGGUGUUAAACGGGAAGCGACUUGGGCUAUGUGCAAUAUUAUUGUACGAGCGAAUGUUGAAUUUAUUCAAAAAGUUGUACAAAUGGGCGUAUUACAAUCGUUUUGUCCAUUACUUGAAGAGUGGGAAGAUCCAAUGGUAGAGCUUGUGAUCUUAGAGGCAAUUGAGAGUUUAUUGCAAAAAGAUUCUCAAGAAGGUCGAAUUGCAGUCGAGGAAAGUGGGUGUCUUGCAAAAAUAGAGGAAUUGUCGUGUGAUCAAAACGAUGAUGUGAGCAGUAUGGCAUCACAGUUGCUAGACACAUGGUUUGACAGAGAAGAGGACGAAGUUGAUGCGACGCUGGCGCCGUCAGUCAUUAGGCAUGAACACACUGGUGAAUCACUCAAUUUUAAGCCUUUGCAAAGUGAUGUCCAGUUUCAUUUUGAGCAAAAUUGA